GUACGGUAUGUGUUGUGCAUUGAAUGCAAUGGUAUGUAUGGCUGGGAAUAGUGUUGUGUAAGCGCUCGACACUCGCAACCACUUUGACUGUUAAGUCAGUAUUUGUGGCAUUCAUUGAAUGCUUGGAAAUGAGUGAAUGACUCGACAUUUGAUUCAAUAUUAGGUCAGCUGUUAUGCCAUUACUAUUGCCUAUUAUAUUGACUAUUGAUUACACAUUACCACUGAUUGUGUGACCAAAACAAUGGCUCAACACUAUUAACAACUAUUAAAACAUUUACAACAUUUGAAACAUAUUUACACAUCAUUUGAUUGCUUUGUGUUUACAUAAUAAUUGUGUUCACUAUUAGUCUCACUAUUGAACCAAUGCUUGCAUUUGUUGUACAAUUGAUCGCUAAAUCUGUAAUGAAAUACAAUUCAAAUCAACACUAAAAUGACGAUCGAUUUUAGAGAUUACUUUUGGGGCGAAAAACACAAUGGAUUUGAUGUUUUGUAUCAAAAUAUGAAAAGCAAUCAUUUGGCGACCAAAGAGUUGACCGAAUUUAUUAGAGAGCGAUCAUUUAUCGAAGAAAAUAACUCAAAACUUUUAGUUAAACUCUCAAAGCAAGCGAACAAUAACUCCAUUCAAGGCACAUUUUUACCACUUUGGAAGAUAUUAAAGUCUUCGGCGGAGAAGCUGUCAUCACUUCACAUGCAAAUGGUUUAUGGUUUACAAGAAUUAAUGAAAGAAUUGCUUAAAUAUAGUGAAGAACAGCAUAAGAAGCAAAAGCAGACAAAAACGGAAGAAUUAGUGACCGUAGAAGUGGUGACAGAGCUUAAGGACACGAUCACCAGUUUGAACAAAGAGGACUACGAGAAUAAGUUUGGCGUUUCGUGUUUGCAUUUCCAACAAAUAGAAGAACAACAUAUAAAACAAAUGAAAGAUUUUUUGAUGAAUUACUACCAAGUGUUAGAAAGUGGUCACACGCUUAUAGGUCAGGUGCACCUGGAGUUCAAACAGAAUUGUAAUGAAUUAACUGUGAAUAAACUACUCGAACAAUUUGUCACUACAAAAGGCACCGGUAGUGAGAGGCCAGAAGUGUAUCAUUUUGAAGAGACAGACAUAUCGUCGAUAAAUGCAGCAAAAAAUAGUGAUUUAUUGGAUCUGACGAAUGGCGACAAACUUCCCAAAAAAGAAGGUAAACAUAAUUAUAGUCGUCAUAUGAAAAGCAAACCCUAUUCCCGACGUACGGCAUCUCUUCUGGAUAUAUUCCGCGUCUCGACGACCGGCACCGGUAGUAGUGGGUUUUUGAGAAGUAAACGACAAAAAGUUUUGGACAAAAAGAAGAAGAAAAAGUCAGAGAUGAGUGGUUCCAAAGAAGACAAUUGUAGUGUCGAAACAAAAGACAGUAAUAGCGUUGAUCUUCCAGUGAAUGCUCCCAAUUGUGAGACACCGGUUGUCGACGACGAGGGAUACAUAAUUCGUCCCAAUUUUGGCAAUGAAAACAAUUCAGACAAUCAUUUCUAUUCGAGUUCUGAUUCCGACUCCGAAGAAGAAAAGGAACAGAAGAUUCGCAUCAAAAUCAAUCCAUUAACAAAUGGAGCGCCAAUUAGUGCCAGUGUUGAUGAAUUGAUUGCCAGCGCAGGCACUCUAUCCCUGUCACCCAUAACUGUACAUACGAGGAAAAGACCCGACGCUCUAACCUUAAAACCUAAGAAUCGUCGGAUCUAUACGUCGAGCACAUCUCCAGCUCCAGAUGACAGCCAAAUGAAACGAUCCAUUUCUGCGAAUCAUAACAUAUCGAAAGCUGAAAACGAUUUGAUAAGUGUUUUUAGUUCUUCGCUGUCGAGUGCGUCCACUCCGUCGGGAAUCGCCGAACAAAAGCCAAACAAUUCAACGAAUUCUAAUACAAAUUCAAAUGUUGUGAAUAACUAUUCAUAUAGAGGGCCGACAACAGGACCGGACAGAUAUGCAGCGCUCAGCGAUCUCUUUACUGAGUCCAUCAAUGAGACGACCGCUGUAUUGUCCAAAAGUAUGUCGGCCUCUGUAUUAGGGCCUCCAGUGUUAGCAUCUCUUCCACGGCCGGCAUCUAAGCGUAAUCCACACACAUCUCCACAGCUGUCUCACCAAAGCAGUCACAACAGCACAAUCUCCCGGUGCGAAAGUGUCAGCAGCUUAUCCAGCGAUUUCAGAAUGACUCCCAUU
Medioppia subpectinata is the source of this 2182-nucleotide messenger RNA. The record is from the annotation of a GenBank genome assembly. Lineage: Eukaryota; Metazoa; Arthropoda; Arachnida; Sarcoptiformes; Oppiidae.